AUGCAGACAAAAUAUACAAAAACUAAAAAGAUCAAGUACAUCUCUAUGAAUAUGUUGUUCUUCAGUGAAGGUCAGUCUACUUUUGACAUCAAACAAUUCCCCAUUGAGAUCCAAAGACAACUACAACUCUCCACUAAGGUAUUAGAUGCAAAUUUCAAUCAAACAGCAGUAAAAUGGGAAAACAUCACUGGGGGGCAAUGGUCUGCAAAUUUAACAGCAAGAUCACUUGUAUUACAGUUGAACAAAAUAACAUUGUUUUACAAAGGUUUUAUGCAGAAGUUCAAAAAGACAUGUACUUCUCAGAAUUGUGUUCCCCAGGAACAUUAG
Molecule: messenger RNA, 327 nt
Organism: Ilex paraguariensis (yerba mate)
Lineage: Eukaryota; Viridiplantae; Streptophyta; Magnoliopsida; Aquifoliales; Aquifoliaceae
Source: the annotation of a GenBank genome assembly